Messenger RNA from Brassica rapa (field mustard), 769 nucleotides. RefSeq names its product (R)-specific enoyl-CoA hydratase. Gene Ontology annotation, molecular function: (3R)-hydroxyacyl-[acyl-carrier-protein] dehydratase activity. The record is from RefSeq and is a predicted model, not a curated record. Gene Ontology annotation, biological process: fatty acid biosynthetic process. Lineage: Eukaryota; Viridiplantae; Streptophyta; Magnoliopsida; Brassicales; Brassicaceae. Gene Ontology annotation, cellular component: mitochondrion.
UAUUAGUCAUUAGUACGGAACUCAGUUUAAUCACAGCCUGAGCUCAAAAGUCGAGUUAGACAAGUUUGGUACAGUUAAACUUGAGGCAAAGUGAAGCGAUGCUGGCGAAGACAUUUCUUCAGAGAAAUGUCCUUGUUUCGAGGUGUCUCUCUUCAGUUACUUCAAGUACACUUAAAGUUGGAGAUGUUUUAAGAGAAGCAAGAGUGUACUCAAGUGAAGACGUUAAGAGCUAUGCUGAGGUAAGCCAUGAUUGGAACCCACUUCAUUUCGAUCAAGAACUUGCCCGUAAAGCCGGUUUCGAGAAUCGCCUUGUCCAUGGAAUGCUUGUGUCUUCCAUGUUUCCCCGUAUUAUCUCUUCCCAUUUUCCUGGAGCCGUAUAUGUAUCUCAGACUCUACAUUUCAGAUCACCUGUGUACGUAGGGGAUGAAAUUCUCGGUUUGGUACAAGCCACAGCUUUAAGAGAAACCAAGAAUAAGUACAUUGUCAAAUUCUCAACAAAAUGCAUCAAGAAUCACAGUGAACUUGUUGUUCUUGAUGGUGAAGCUACUGCAGUCUUACCAAGCCUCGAGUUGCUACAACCUAGUUCUUCAGAACGAUAGAAAACAGAUCUUUCAAGGUAGCAAGUUUUUUUGAAUUUUUUUUUUUGUUUUCUCAGUUUCAACAUCCUUUUGAUAAUUUUCAUAGUUGUUAAGGAUUCUUUGCCGUGAUAUAUUGUUUUGAAUUUUGAUAUUCAAAAUUUUUUUAAUAUUAAAAUUUAAACUUAAACCGA